AUGGCAGGAUUCUCGAUUAGCUUGAAGAGCCAUAAAUCUGGUAAGACAGAUAAGAAGAAGAAGAGAGCCAAUGUGUUCAACGAAACUGACCUUGACGUAUCCAAGAAAACGAAGAUACGUGUAACUCACAUCGAUGAAUAUAAAGAACCUAAAAAACAAGAGCGUGUUAUCAAGCUCGCAAGCAUAUCCAAGCCUUCUAAUAAUUCUGAUUUCAUUCCACCAGUCGAUGACAAUGAGUUAAAGUUCGGAUUGAAUACCAGAGAAAGCCUGCAUAGUAAUAAAUCCAACGUACGACUGUUAGGGAAGGAUCCUACAAUUAUAGAACAGCAACCAGAGGUUACAGAACAAGAAGAUUAUGAAGACGUGCCCAUCGAAGAGUUUGGAAACGCUCUGCUGCGAGGUAUGGGCUGGGAUGGGAAGAACGAUAACCAGAAGAAUCCAGCUCCUUCUAAAUCAGCCGGUGUAGCAAACCCAGCCACGAAACCUCGUCCGUCACUACUGGGGCUAGGAGCAAAGUCUAGCCAGAGCACUCUCAAGGACGACAGAGUCGCUCUUCCUACUUUUUUGCCAGUCACCAAAAUUGACAGAAAAACUGGUAAACGGCUAUGA
Messenger RNA from Lachancea meyersii CBS 8951, 609 nucleotides. Lineage: Eukaryota; Fungi; Ascomycota; Saccharomycetes; Saccharomycetales; Saccharomycetaceae. The record is from the annotation of a GenBank genome assembly.